AAAGGUCUGUACCCAAUAAGUAAGCCCAAAGAGGCAUGUUUGCUUGGUGAUGCCCAGAAGAUAAGCCUGGCAAACCUCAGUGUGAUUGAAGAAGCCAGUCUGAGGCUCAGCCUAGGUCAGGCAAGCUACAGGCUCCUACUGCUCCCAACGAACUUCAACACAAUGGUCUUCACAUUCUGGAAGGCUUUUCUGAUCCUAAACUGCCUUGCAGGUCAGGUUAACCUGGUGCAAGUGACCAUCCCAGACAGUUUCGUAAAUGUGACUACUGGAUCUGAUGUCACUCUUCUCUGCUUCUACACCACCACUGUGGCCUCCACGGACAAGCUGUCUAUCCAGUGGUCUUUCUUUCAUAAGAAGGAAAUAGAGCCACUUACUCAUGGCUCGUGCCUCAAUACUGAGGGUUUGGAGGAAAAGGCAGUCAGUCAGUGUCUAAAAAUGGCGCAUACAAGAGACGCUCGGGGAAGAUGUAGCUGGACCUCUCAGGUUUACUAUUCUGAAGGUGGAGAAGGUCAGGCCUCUGGACAAUUCAAAGAUCGAAUUAUAAGGUCCACCAUUCCAGGUAAUGCGUCUAUCACUAUAUUGCGUAUGCAGCCAGCAGACAGUGGAAUUUACACCUGUGAUGUCAACAACCCUCCAGACUUUGUUGGCAAUAACCAAGGCACUCUGCACGUCACUGUGUUAGUCAAACCUUCUAAGCCACUUUGUAGCAUCCAAGGAAGACCAGAAAUGGGCCAUAGUAUUUCUCUGACUUGCCUCUCUUCUUUUGGAACACCAUCUCCUGUGUACCAUUGGUAUAAACUUGAGGGAAAUAAUGCUGUGCCAGUGAAAGAAAGCUUCAACCCAAACACUGGAAUUUUGGUUAUUGGAAAUCUGACAAAUUUUGAACAAGGUUAUUACCAGUGUACUGCUAUCAACAGUGUUGGCAAUAGUUCCUGUGAAAUUGAUCUAACCUCUUCACACCCAGAAGUUGGGAUCAUUGUUGGUGCCUUGAUUGGUACCCUGGUAGGUGCUGCCAUCAUCAUUUCUGUGGUGUGCUUUGCAAGGAACAAGGCAAAGGAAAAAGAAAGAAAGAGGAAUUCUAAAACUACCACAGAACUUGAACCAAUGACAAAGAAAAACGAAACCCGAGAGAAUGAAGCCAUUCCAAUGGAAGAUGUUAUCCAGCUAGAAGCAACUCUGCCACCCUCCACUCAUGACACUGACCCUACUAUCAUCUUGGAACCAGACCAUGAGCCUGCCCCAAAGCCAGAGCCUGUCCCAGCACCUGUCCUAGGAAAGGAGCCUGUUCAGAUGCCUGAGAUUGAGAUUGAGUUGGAGCCAGAACAGGAGCUGGAGCCAGAGCUAGAGCCAGAGCCAGAACCAGAGACAGAGCCUGGGGUUUUGGUUGAGCCCCUGUGUAAUGAGGAAAAGGAUGUGAUUAAGACAUAAAUUAGUGCCCUGAGUACAUCAUUCAUCACUAAGGAACCCAUUCAUUGUAUCUGGAAUUCACUUGACCUAACCAGUCCACACCCCCUCCCUCCAUUCUGACCAAGCCUCUUCUAACAAGGUGCUCAUUUUUAACAUGAAUCAAAAAUAAAAGGGUCAGGAUAACUAUUAAAUAAAUGCAAGGGUUCCUGUAUCAUCAAUAGAGAAUACCUAAAAUUAUACUAACAUGCAUAAUAAAUGACAAGGCAAGUGA
Messenger RNA from Ictidomys tridecemlineatus (thirteen-lined ground squirrel), 1678 nucleotides. Lineage: Eukaryota; Metazoa; Chordata; Mammalia; Rodentia; Sciuridae. The record is from RefSeq and is a predicted model, not a curated record.